GGCACGAGAAUUUCGAGGAAGCCCAACAAGUUUUUCUUAACGUGACCUAACCUAAAGACGCGGCCACGCUUCCCCACGCGACCGCAUGGACCACUUCUAAACGUCAACCGAAUACCAGUUUUCACGCUUCUGGUGUUAAUGACCGAGAGUAUCAAGAAAACGCCCCGAAGUACAGAUAACGACGCUUAGAAAGAAAUAACCAGCAGAAUAAUGAUUCUAAGCUAAAGUGUUUACAGAUCCCCCUCCAGUCAAUCCUGAUCUGAAGAACAUGAUUUUACUUUUCUACAUCAAAGAUCUACACAUAUAAUAACUCCCUACCGCUGUGAUCUAUCAAUGACCUAACCUAAAACUGCAAAGUUCAUUGAUCAUCGCCAGGGUGAUCUCGAAUCCUCCGAAAAUACGAAGUUAAAAGCGAAGAAUUCCGCGGCCGGAAUUCAUCGGUUUAAGGUAGAAAUGCUUUGGCACCUUUUUAGAGAGCCUUGGAAUACGCAUUUGCGAGAUCUAACCUAGAAAUACGCUUCGUCGAUGUCCCGAGCGAUCGCGCACAUCCAAUCGGCGACAAUUCGUGAUCGAAACUAGCGUUGACUGGAGUUCUUAGGAAUUGAUAUUGCGAGGAUGUCGGGGGCGCGACCACGGCCGGCCUAACCUCAAAAAGUGCAAAUGCACGGUUCUCGUCUCAGCAACGGCGACGAGGCUUGACCGGCGUCGAGACGCAGCCGUGAAAUUGCAAUUUAGAAGGGUUGUCGGCGAGGGCGAGGCGCGGGACGCGCUAACGAUCGGCGUUCUAACCUCAAAGUUUCAUCGAUCACCGUCGCGGCGAUAAGUACGUCCUCCGUGAUCCUACGGGUCGCACGGCCGGACGCGGAGAAGCGCGUCCGCUCGACGUGUUCUAACAGGUCGUUAAUUAAGUCGUUCGAGCUACUUUAGAAGAAAAAUCUGACCUUGUGUGCGAAGAGGGACGUCAACGCCUCCGAUAGGUGUUCCGAGCGCAGGGGGCAGACUCGAAAAGCGAUUAAAAAAACGAACAGGCCGUUCCGAAAUUUCGCUAUGGAUGUCUCGGCGUUCUCCGAGGAGGGCUUCGACGCCAAGAAGUGGAUCAAUGGGUCCUUCGAAUCCGCGGAGGCCAAGGAAAAUAAGGAUGCUUUCAUAUCAUCCUUGGUGAUGAAGUUACAAUUGUAUGUUCAACAAUUGAAUGGAGCUCUCGAGGAAACUAGCCAAUCGGUCUUAUCAAGCUUGCCAAGGGUACUUCGAGAUACUCGCCUUUUGCAACAGGAGGCAUUAAUUCUCAGAGACAAAAUGAUAGCGGUUAAGCAAGAAAUUGCAGAGGUGGAAAAGGAGACAGGGUCUUCAAUGGCAGCUUUGGAACGAAUCGAUAGGAUAAAAACGGACUUGCAAGCAGCAAAGCAGAGCUUGCAUGAAGCUGACAAUUGGACGGCAUUAGCUAACGAAGUUGAAGAGGUGUUCGAGUCUGGUGAUGUCGAAAAGAUCGCCAGUAAGCUUUACAGCAUGCAGAAGUCGCUGUCAAUGCUCGUAAAUGCCAUUGAUUACGAAGACAAGAAAUUGCAAUUAGAGGGUUUAAAGAACCGUCUCGAAGCUUUGGUUAGUCCACAGCUGGUUCAGGCUUUUACGGCAGCAAAUAUAGAACAAUCCAAAAUGUAUGUGAUUAUAUUUGGUAAGAUGGACCGUAUGCCACAAUUGGUCAAGUAUUAUCAUAAUUGCCUCAAAGUCUCCCUGAGCCAAGAGUGGCGUCGUGUUAUCGAACUCUCGCAAGAUGAAGAUAUCACUUAUUGGCUUUGCACGUUUUAUGAUAAACUACUGUCAGCAUGGCAUAAUCAGGUCAAGUGGUGCAGUCAAGUAUUUCCAAAUGUUUCGAUCGAUACUAUUGUGGAAAUUUACAUAGACUUUUUGAAAAGCUUAGAUCCGAGUAUUCUGGAUUGCAUCGAGGUUGCAUUAAAGCGACACACGAAUGCCAUGCAAUUGUCCCUGUUGCUCGAGCUUAAGCAAAUCACUAGACAUUUCGCUCUAAAUUUAAAUGGUGCUAUAGAAUCAUCGCUUCGAGGAAAAACACUUAGUGCUGGAAUUUUACCCUUGGCCCAAACCAUCUAUGCUCCUUACGUGCCAUAUAUUGCAAAGUAUGGAACGUAUGAAACUGCACAACUGGGGCAACAGCUUAAUUCUCUUGAUUGUAUCCAAGAUGAUCUGAACGAUACCGUCAAUUCCCUCUCUCUCAGUAUUUCUAGGGUUAUCGAUUACACCAUCGAAGCUAAUAACAGAUGCAAGCUGUUUACCGAUGGUUGUGGUUAUCCUGGGUUGAUAAAAGCUUUAAAUAUGUUCCUUGGUCAAUAUUUGGAUAAGUAUAAACUUGCAAUGAAGCAGUUGGAGAGACGAAAGUCCAAACACGAAGAUUGGAAUGUCUUCCAAAUGUGUAUGAAUUUAAUGCAGAGCAUAGGUGAACUUUUGGGACAAGUCGAAGAACUCGAAAGAACAUUAACAACCGAUAUACUGGACGCUAACAGCAAAUUGCAGAGUACAAGUGGAAGUGCGAUGGAACAGUACAAGAAAUUACUUUUGAAUUCUUCGGGGCAAACUGACCUUGAAAAUUUAAUGACAUCUAUUCGACGUGACGAUAAAACUGUUUUGGAUAAUGUUUUGAAACGUAUUCAGAAGCUUAGCUCCGAUUUGCAUCGAAUCACUUAUGACGUGAUAUUUGCUCCAAUCUUUGCUCAACUGCUUCUUCUUCAGAAGGCACCGGCUUGGUCUUCCGAGAAGACCAGAAUGGGAAAUGUGAACUUCGAUCUGCCAGAUUACAGUUUCGCACCACAAGAGUACGUCACCCAAGUGGGCCAGUACUUGAUGACGCUGCCUCAACAUUUAGAACCAUUUUUACUUAGGGACAAUCCAAACUUGACGAAAGCUCUGAGAGCUGCCGAUCCUCAAUACACUCAGUGUUCCAAGGAGUCUGGAUUUACCAAUAUCCUUUUGGGCAUCGUUGGUAAAGGUACAUGCCAAAUGUUUCAAGAUCAAACAUUGGGAAUAUGUGAAUUGAAUUCUCCAGCUUGCAAGCAACUGGCUGUCGAUAUAGAUUAUCUCGGAAAUGUAUUAGAAGAGCUCGGUCUUUCUCUAUCGGAUCACUUACAGCAAAUGUCCACGUUACUACGACUGUCACCUGAAGACUAUCAAAGUGGGAGCUCGGGCUGUAAUGCCCGCGUUGUGGCUGCGGUCAGACAAAUGCGAAAUAUUACCUCUUCCGGCUAGUUAGCGCGGCCAAUGAGAAAACCCACAACAACGAAAAACGCAAAAGUACCAUGUAACGUUUAUUGCCAAUUCGUUCCCACCUUGCGAAUUCAUAACCGUGGUAAUCCAAUUGGAAACACAGAAACUGAAUAAAUUCAAACAGUAUUGAAAA
This is a messenger RNA of Orussus abietinus, 3406 nucleotides long. It is a transcript of the gene Cog7, whose product is annotated as conserved oligomeric Golgi complex subunit 7. Bases 1048 to 3255 code for a protein of 735 amino acids. Lineage: Eukaryota; Metazoa; Arthropoda; Insecta; Hymenoptera; Orussidae. The transcript has 11 exons. Gene Ontology annotation, cellular component: COG complex. Gene Ontology annotation, biological process: retrograde vesicle-mediated transport, Golgi to endoplasmic reticulum; Golgi organization; intracellular protein transport. The record is from RefSeq and is a predicted model, not a curated record.